Messenger RNA from Nanorana parkeri, 1901 nucleotides. RefSeq names its product family with sequence similarity 114 member A1 (gene FAM114A1). The transcript has 14 exons. The coding region runs from base 45 to 1634 and encodes 529 amino acids. The record is from RefSeq and is a predicted model, not a curated record. Lineage: Eukaryota; Metazoa; Chordata; Amphibia; Anura; Dicroglossidae.
UCCGGACUCAUCAUUGGAAGGAGGGAGCUCAGCACUAAGUCAAAAUGUCGAGCGAGGAAAGUAAAACAGAGGAGGAUAACCCUGAGACGGCUGUAGAGAAGAUCUCAGACCUGGUACUAAGUGAAGACGGCAAAUCCACACCCCAAGAAAGCACACAGAGCAGUCAAGAGCCCAAGACAUCCUUUAAGGAGUCAGCUCCAGACUCCGAAGAACAAGUCCACCAAGAAGGGCAAACCCAAAUAAGCCCUGAGGAACUUUGUGAAUCGCUGAGCUUAGAGCUAGCAUCCGAAGUCACAGACAAUCCGGAAGACCUUGACCAUCCCGAUGAAGAUGGUGCAGAAAAAGGAAGUAGCUGGUCUACCUGGGGAACAUGGGGCAAAUCCCUCUUAUCAUCAGCUAGUGCAACUGUAGGUCAUGGCCUAUCUGCAGUCAAGGAAAAAGCCGGAGUCACUUUGCGAAUUAGGAACUCAGAGUCUGAGUCAGGAGCCUCCGAUACUGGGGAACAAGUGUUGCCGGAAAAAGGAGAUUGCCCAGCAGAGCCGUCAUCGCCUUCAGCAAGUUCCCGUGGUGUAUUUUCAACCUUAACAAAUGUUGUACAAAACACAGGUAAAACCGUUCUCAGUGGUGGUCUGGAUGCCUUGGAAUUUAUAGGUAAGAAGACAAUGAAUGUACUGGCAGAAAGUGACCCCGGCUUUAAGAAAACUAAAAUACUUAUGCAGAAGACGGCAUCUUUAUCACAGAUGUUAAGGGAAGCUAAAGAAAAGGAGAAGCAGAGACUGUCUGAGCAAGUGUCGGAUGAGAGGACGGCUCACUAUGGAAUGUUAUUUGAUGAGUAUCAGGGACUGUCACAUCUGGAGGCUUUAGAAAUAUUGUCCAACGAAAGUGAGACAAAGGUCCAAGAUUAUUUAUCAUCACUAAACGAGGAACAGCUGGAAACACUAAAAGUAGAACUUAUCGCAAUCAAAGAGAUUUUCCUUCAGAAAGACUUUGAAAAUGGAGAAGAAUCUAGCAAAGAAGAGGAAGAGAAAGAAGAGUUUGCCGGCAUGCUUACUGAAUUGUUAUUUGAGCUCCAUGUUGCUGCUACACCUGACAAACUAAAUAAGGCCAGGAAGAAAGCCCAUGACUGGUUGUCCUCAGGCAGCCUGUGUCCAGGAGAACCGACAAAGAACCUGGAGGCAGAUGGUCCAGAGGUGGCAGAGAUUGUAAACGAAGAUCCAAAAGAAAGCAGUGAGGAACUUGUAGCUGAACCCCAGAAAAGCAUCACCACUAAAGAUGUGUACAUGACAUCUAUUGAAAGUCUGGCUGAAAUCACCGCUCGCUGCAUCGAACAGCUUCACAAAGUGGCAGAAUUGAUCCUUCAUGGACAGGACAUAGAGAAGCCAGUGAAGGACCAAGCCGUUGUCUUAACAAAGUUAACCAGUGCUAUGUGUAAAGAAGUAACAUUCUUAUCAAAGAGGUUUACUGGCUGUCUGACCACUGUUGGGAGCAAGCUAAAGGCAGAAGUCUUAAAUCCUAAGAUCAACAGUAUACAGCUAGAGGGAAAUAACAGCACAACUUAUAUCCAGGACGCUUUCCGGCUUCUGCUUCCCAUAUUGCAAUUCUCCCAUAUUCAGAGAACCGCCUCUAAAGCAUAGCACCAUGUACAGCUACGACCUGAGCUAAAUCACAGCAGAGCUCAACAAUACUGUUCCAGGUGACCGACGACUCUCAUCUAACUGAUGGAAACGGCUUGCUGAUGUCUGCCAAUUGCUAAUUUGCACAUCAUAGAGUUAACCAAAGCUUUUUGAAAGUGUUUAGUAAAGUUGAUGAUUUUGUCUAGAUAUUUAAUGGUUUGAUCUAUAUAAGGUACAACACCACUGAAUGCAAACAGUUUAGCUUUAAAUGAAAAUAAUUAGAAAUGA